Molecule: messenger RNA, 1206 nt
Organism: Electrophorus electricus (electric eel)
Lineage: Eukaryota; Metazoa; Chordata; Actinopteri; Gymnotiformes; Gymnotidae
Gene: htr4
Product: 5-hydroxytryptamine receptor 4
Biological process (GO): positive regulation of MAPK cascade; chemical synaptic transmission; adenylate cyclase-activating adrenergic receptor signaling pathway
Cellular component (GO): plasma membrane
Molecular function (GO): G protein-coupled serotonin receptor activity
Source: RefSeq, a predicted model, not a curated record
GCCAGAUGCCUGUGAUGGAGGAAAUGGAUCCCACUGAGAGCAACGGCAUGGCGAAGAGGGUUGCUCUCAUCAGCUUCCUGUCACUGGUCAUGCUCAUGAGUGUCCUGGGAAACCUGCUGGUCAUGGUAGCCGUCUGCAAGGAUCGGCAGCUCAGGAAAAUUAAGACCAAUUACUUCAUAGUGUCUCUGGCCUUUGCUGACCUGCUGGUGUCGGUGUUAGUGAUGCCGUUUGGGGCCAUCGAGCUGAUCCACCAGAACUGGAUCUACGGCGAGACCUUCUGUCUGGUGCGCACCUCGCUGGAUGUGCUGCUCACCACUGCCUCCAUUCUGCACCUGUGCUGUAUAUCGCUGGACCGGUACUAUGCUAUCUGCUGUCAGCCACUGGUCUACAGGAAUAAGAUGACACCUUUGAGAGUGGCUCUUAUGAUAGGAGGAUGCUGGAUUAUCCCAACUGUUAUAUCCUUCUUACCAAUAAUGCAAGGCUGGAACAGCAUUGGAAUAAAUCACUUGAUAGAAGCUCGCAAGUUCAGCGGCAACUCCACGGUGUGUGUGUUCAUGGUGAACAAGCCAUACGCGCUCACCUGCUCCGUGGUGGCCUUCUACAUCCCGCUGGGCCUGAUGGUCCUGGCCUACCAGCGCAUUUACGUGACAGCACGUGAGCAUGCACGCCAGAUCAGCAUGCUGCAGCGGGCGGGCGGGGCGGGCCAUGCCCCCUCGGACAGCGCCGACCACCAGCGGCACCAUCGCAUGCGCACCGAGACCAAGGCGGCCAAGACUCUGUGCAUCAUCAUGGGCUGCUUCUGCCUGUGCUGGGCUCCGUUCUUCAUCACCAACGUGGUGGACCCCUUCAUAGACUAUACAGUGCCCGAGCAGCUUUGGGCUGCCUGCCUUUGGCUGGGCUACAUCAACUCCAUGCUCAACCCCAUCCUCUAUGCCUUCCUCAACAAGUCCUUCCGUCGUGCCUUCCUCAUCAUCCUGUGCUGCGGGCAGAAGCGCUACAGACGGACCUCCAUCCUAGCACCCAGGAACCCCUGCACUGCUACCCAAAUCAACGGCUCCGCUCACGUGCUCAAUGGCUGUUCCUCUGCCUCCAAACUCCUCCUCUGGUUUUGCAACACUAGACCUGUUCCUGUCUAAUGCUGUGUGGGGAGCACACAAGUACUCAGUUCUUCACAAUGGGAACCAUACUGAACUGGAGAAACUGUCA